This is a messenger RNA of Varroa destructor (honeybee mite), 8362 nucleotides long. RefSeq lists its product as uncharacterized. Gene Ontology annotation, cellular component: SCF ubiquitin ligase complex. Gene Ontology annotation, molecular function: protein binding. Gene Ontology annotation, biological process: SCF-dependent proteasomal ubiquitin-dependent protein catabolic process. The record is from RefSeq and is a predicted model, not a curated record. NCBI's taxonomy places the organism in Eukaryota, Metazoa, Arthropoda, Arachnida, Mesostigmata, Varroidae.
CAUAUAUAUGCAUAGAAUAACAACGGCUUUGGUGAUGGCUGAAGGUGGAGGUGCCUGUUUGUUCAGAGUCAUCGCUGUCCUGUACUAGGACACGGUACAUCGUGUGUAGCUUGGCGGUUUACCUACCCACCAAUGACAACAUCAACCUCUACUACUACUGCAACGUUCGCUGUACCCCCGCCUGUAGUAGCAAUAGCAUUGCUGAUAUCCAGUAUUACGAUCACGAAAGCACAACGGGGAGCAGACUCACCAACAGCAGCAGCAGCUGUCUCCCGUAGGCGCUCGACGCUCUAUCUGUCUCUCGGCCUAGCACCGCUGUUGUUAUGAUCGUCUCUGCCUCAUUUUGCUCUCUCGACUAGUUCAAACUGUUGACUAAACGACGAUAUCUCCAGUCAGGGUUGCCGUGGCACAGUGUGAUCGACACCGCUACCGCCGUCCACUGCCGAAUGUUGUACUUUUCCUUUUGCCUCCUGAUCCUGAGCUCGCAACAGCUGCAUAUUAUGAUGAUGACGACGACGAUGAACAGUGCGGCCAUGUUUGUUUGAGAAGGGGAGAUUCUCCCAUUAGAGCUCUGUUAAAGCAGAACUGAACCGUUCAUUACUUUGCUUCUUGCACCGGACUUUACGUUACGGCUAUAACAAAGCGACCCACGGAGGACGUCGUAGCGGUGUAACGUGCUGGUCGUAUAUUAGCACAGCGUCAACACAACGGCCAUAAUCUACUGUGAGAUUUGACUUAAGCGCCCAUUUACUCUGUUUACCGUUAUAGUGGUGAAAUAGGUUAACGAGAAUUUAGGCGAAAUGGACUACCCGAAUGCAGAUCACGGAAUAAUGCUGGACUCUUCAUUUGAAGUUAAUGCAAUGUAGGCAGUACAGGAAUCGAAAAAUGAACGAUCAAAAUUAACUGUCAACGACGGAACGACACUUAUGUGAGAUAAAUGUAUUACUAGGAGAGGCGAUGGGACAGAAAUAAUCGCUGAUUGUCGGUAAAAUAGAGACAACACAGUAAACCGGCCAACGCGAGAGAGCAUUUGUCCGUUCCGUCAUUAUCCUCGACUAACCGAUACCAAGACCAUUGCGCUUUUAUCUUAAACUCAUUAAACAUUUCUCUAUCGAAACAUUCGAUGUUAGACGUUACACACUCGGCGGAAGCUCUUCGUUGUAGCGCUGCGGAGAGACCGAAGUGCACAGACCAACGGUAAGCGCAAGACAGAUUGGCGCAAUUGGGCUCCCUUAACUGAGUCACGAAGCUUCCAUUGGCUCCAAGAAGGGAAAUACCCAAUCGCGAAUGGCUAACUUCUCAUUGAAAGGAGCGGGAGCGAGCAGGGAACACAAGUAGUAGACGUCAUAAAAUUUCUACAAAAACGUGAUUAAAUGGAAAAAAAAAUGCGUAUAGAGUUAUGUACAUAUAGAGAGAGAACAUAUAACUGACGAAAAUCCUCGAUGAGUUUCGCGAUCUGUGCUCGAUCUAUUCGUUAUACGAUCUUAUCUUUCUUUUGCCCACUGCACCUCGUUCCCGUACAGCGUCCGCUGGUGUGGCUCCGCUCACGUGCUACGACGCGCUAUUGGCUCAAUGCGGCCAUACAUAUAUGUGUGCAUUAACGCAUGUGCGUAAAACGGAAAAAACAAAAAGUAAGAGGCGAAUCCCGUAAUCACUCCGAAUUUACUAAUCGACGACGCACUUAUGAGGAAACUGAUAGUGUACAUCUCUUCAGAUACGCUAGCACGAGAGAGUGAGUUUCUUCUCGUGCAUCUCGUUACAAAUACCAGGUAGUGGACCGCUCAGGACCCGCUGCUAUCGUCGUCGGAUCGAUCCAGCUCUGAGAGCAGCUGUGAUCGUACUAAUAAUUGGUGGAAUUUGGGUUUGGGCAUCUCAUUUGUCAUUAGGUUUUGUUCUUUGGAGUGAUAUUGUGUCACCCUUCUACAUCGACGGCACGAAACAGAAACGUCACAGACAACUAGGUCCUGUGAGCGAAAAAUGAGAAUUGACUACAUUUUUAGUGAGCGAUUUAGUGUCAUAUUAUAAUAUUUUGUUCCCUAUUGUCCUGUCUGAUUGUGAUUUGACGUGUGUGCGCGCGUAUGUGUAGCGUAUCGUCGUAUAUCUUGUCAUCGUAAUUUCAGAUAAUUUCUACCGGAGUUGUAUGUUGUAGUCAUCAUCGUACAAUGAUUUUUCACUAUUAUUGUCAGUAAAAAUUAUUCGUGCAUGUUCGUUUGUGGUAUCCUCGUCUGGCGUAAUAAAUUUUGCCGUCCUCGUACAUAAAGUAUAGCGUAUUCAGGUUGUAGUCAGGUUGUUAUUGCCACUAUCACAAUGUCAGCCCGUGAGCGUCGGUGCGGGCGUAUGUGCGUGAGGCAAGCAGCGUGAGGUUGAAACAGCCUAUUAUCAAAUCGAUUGCGAACCAGUCAGCCACUGUCAGAAACUCAGGUGGACAAACGAAAAGACCGGUGGCAGCCCAGAUCCACCGACAGUGACCUCUGUGGUCUAGAAUUUUUUCGCUGGCGGUAGUGGUGGCAGUAUUGCCCCCUGCGUCUGAUAAUAUCCGUCUAUCGAUCGCGUGUGAUUUUUCUCAUUGUGUGACGCCGUCGUCCGCCCUCUCCUGUACGUGUUACGUGUAGUAACAACACAUGGGCUCUAAUCGGGAGCGUGAGAGCCGGCUCGAGCAAAUGUCGGCCUGCGAACUGGAGUCCGCCUGCUAGCCCCCGACCGGGCAGGCCGGGGUGCCAUCUGGUGGCAACCAAACGGCCAAACUAUCUUCUGUCAAGAAAAUCAUGUCAGAGGUGAGCUUCACGAAACGCGCGGCUGCGGAACUAAGCCGUUGCUUUAAUGGGUUAGCAGUUCGUGCCAAGGCGGGCGCCUCCAACGCUGCUUCCAGUCUCCGUACCGAGCACGCUCGAGUCGGCAGUGGCAUCGAACAACGAGAUCACUUCCACGGAAAAGGUUCCUCGCCUCCUACGCAACAUGGAAACUCACCGGGAACGGGCGCCGUGGAGUUAGCAGGUCGACGUCGCCGGGCAGGAGCCGCUCGAGAACUAUGGACGGCUCUGACACGACCGCAGACUGCUCAGGGACUCCUGGAAGAUGCUGAGUUUUUACGGAGACUCUUUCUUUAUUUCAGCGGGACUGAACGAUGUGUACUCGCUCAGGUAUGUAAGACAUGGCGGGACAUAUUAUACCAUCCACGCUACUGGAAGGACUCAAUGAUAGCAGUGGUAAAGUGUCGAGAGUUAAGAGGUCCAGGUCUUGACGGGGUUCAAGCACGCCGGCAACUAUAUGAUUCAUUAGAGCGGAGAGGUUUCGAAGCGGUAUGCCUAUUCUACGCGAGUGAUGAGGACGUCCUUGAUUUCAUGCACGUCUGUCCUCAGCUAGCGAAACUCACGCGUUUAUCACUCCGCUGCAGUUCAUUAUCGGAUCGCGCAUUAGAAGCUCUUGUAGGCGCCUGUCCUAAACUCACAUGGCUGGAACUGUUUGGCUGUAAUGAGCUUACGGAUGCAGGUUUGUGGGCAUCUCUAGAUGCUCGUAUCACGACACUUGCGCUCGCGGACUGCAUCAACGUGGCUGAUGAUACAGUGGCCGCAGUGGCUCAACUCUUGCCAGGACUUAAGGAAUUCAAUCUACAGGCGUAUCACGUCACGGAUGCUUCGAUUGCCUACCUUGGUCCGCGCCAGGGCUCCACUCUAGAGGUCCUCCGCCUACGGUCAUGCUGGGAGUUGACCAACCACGGCGUCCUCAAUAUCGUGCAUUCUCUUCCGGCUCUCACAGAUCUUUCGCUGUCGGGAUGUACCAAAAUUACUGAUGAUGGCGUCGAACUUCUCGCCGAGAACCUCCGCAGUCUGCGCGUGCUAGACCUUUCAUGGUGUCCUCGAGUAACAGACGCAUCACUAGAAUUUAUUGCCUGCGAUAUGAAUGCCUUGCGGAGCCUCACACUUGAUAGGUGUGUGCAUGUAACUGACAUUGGAUUGGGCUAUUUGUCGACUAUGGCAAACCUAUCAGCGCUGCAUUUACGAUGGUGUUCGCAAAUCUCCGACUUUGGUCUUGCGCACCUCGGAACCAUGAAAGCCCUGCGCGUUCUUUCGCUUGCCGGUUGCCACCAGUUGACAUCGUCGGGUCUCUCCUCGUUGUGUGCAUUGCGUCAGCUUGAGCUACUCGAGUUAACCAAUUCUGCAGGGGCAUCGACGCAGCUCAUUGAAUAUCUACAACAGCAUCUGACAGGAUGUAUUGUAAUAAAGUGAUUAGAAAAUCACGAGCGGGACACAAAAGAACAAUAGCUUAUGAUCUUCCUAAGUAGAGGGAAAAGCUUUCGUUGUAAAGGUCAUAUAGCUGGCAAGAAGGCGCCAAAAAUGAAAACAAUGGUGUUGUCUGCAAGUGAAAACAUCAAGAAAAAUAUUUUUUUACAGGGCAUCUUUUAUCGUACCAGGAACGGGCUAAAAAGAAUGACUAUAGCCGGUCACAUAAAUUGCCUGGCUAUCUGUUUCAAGCCCAAAUAAAUGUAACAGAGGCGUUAGUCAGAUUGUGUCCAAGGAAAAAAUACAUACAUGUAAUACAGUUCUAUUAUCGAUUACCGACACUGUUUGACAUGCCAUUUCGUGUGGGCACGUGGAAGAGAUUUGUCUUCGAUUUCAGGGACAACUAAAUUCGUCUCAUCAAGUUACAAUAAUGCCGUAUUUGCGGCACUCAAGAGUUAUACAAUAUAUAUAUAUAUAUAUAUAUAUAUAUAUAUAGAUCCGGGCUGGCGCCGGUCCUUGUAAUAUCACUGCAGUGUACAAACAAUAUCUAGCAAAUAAUAUAUACAAAAUGGUGGAUAUAUAUAUAUAUAUAUAAUAUGUGCAUCAUAGGUAGCAUUUAGAAAACUUCUGCGAAUUUCUUCGGAUUUUUUUUUGACAAAUGAGCCGUCAGUUAUCGCUUUUAUCAAUAGUGCUUCUUUACGAUGGGAAAGAUCAAUUUUUGAAGAUCACAUUUAUGAUCGGUUAGCAGCUGGAUAACACACGAGUUGGAGCCAAUAGUGGAUCAUUUACCUGAGCAAUGAAAUUAAUGACUGCUUUGACGAUUGUUUUUUUUCCGAGUACUACCAUUUGCUCAUACAUGUUCUAAAUUGAACGUCGCUAAAUUAAUAAUCAGACAUCCUGAGUGUGAAAUAUUCUGCCAGCCACACUCCAAUUACUGUCAUAGCUUGUUAUCAAGACGUGAAAUCAAAGUGGCCAGUCCAGCUGAAGUUAAUACAACCUGAAACCUUCAUGAUCGGCCUUCAGUAAUAAUCGAAAUUCAAUCGACAGGUUGACGGCUCGAAUGCAGAUCACCGAGGUUUUUGAAAAAGUAACGGGGUGAUACUGCGCUCGACAUUAAAAAUGCCACUAGAAAAGAUCUGAAUGUAGACUAAUCGAAAGUUCCCGCCAAAGAUGGCGAAUUCGCUUAAGUUAGAAACACUUCCAGCUAGUUCAGCAGUUAUAAUCAUGUCAAAAUUGCAUGUUCAGCUAAAAACAUAUAUAUAUAUAUAUAUAUACAUGUUUGUAUAAUUUUUUUAGCUCGUAACACAGUGCAGUUAGCAACAUUAAGUUCAUGACAAUUUACUUUCUAGUCGAUCUACGCGUAAAAUCAUGAACUUACGAGAUGCCAAGUUGAACAUUCGAAAACAAAGCCAAUGAACGUGAGUCAAGCACGAAUUCGCAUUAAAAUUAUGUAAAACCUGUAUGCCGUAUGCUGUUUGGAGCUAUUAUAUUUCUAAUGAACUAGAAAUUUCUAGCAUAGUACGCAGUGAACCUCGUAGUUGUCCUGGCUAUUUGUUUUUCUAUCCCACAAUCCGUAGAUAGCGGAACACAAGUAUCAUUUCAACUCGUGUUGCCUACAUAUAUAUAUAUGUAUGUACACGUCAAAAAUGUUCAGAAAAAGAGCAGGCAAUAUGAAAACUCUUUUUGAUUCGAAACAAAGCAUUAUUGAAAUUGCUUUAAGGCUCUCUUGAUGGCACACCAAUGGGCCCCCAUAACAUACCAAGUUUUGACCCUGCCUCCGGAAAUCACAUUUUUUUAAUUUUCGAAAAAGGAAGUUUAAACAUUGUUGUAUCAGAACGACAAUAGCUACGAUCGACAUCAACUAUGGUGUAAUUAUUUUGAGUCUACGACUAGCCUCAAAAGACUAGGUAUGGAACAUGCACAAUUCGGGAAAAUCCAAAUUAAACAGUCGCAGUAUAAUUUUGCUCAGAAAAGCUGAUAAUAUCUUUGAUAAACUAUUCUCUAUGCCGUCAUGCUUUCCAUUUCGUCAGCGUCGUUGAACUUUUUGAAAAUUGUCGCAAUAUUUUGAGCUUGUGAUGACUUGGUAUGUUGAAUCAAAUAGAUUCCUUAAGGACGAUGCAGUAGAUAUGUGUAAGAUAACCAGGAUUGCUUUUUCAGGCCUAUGGAAAACUACGAUAUCACAGAGUAUCCAGCAUCAUUUAUCUAUGAGUGCACAGCGGACUUAAUACCAUGUUCUCUAAUAUGUAGCAUUUGUUGCGAAAAAAAUAUCCAGUCGCUCGAGUCGAUCAUUGCUCGUUGUAAGAUAGGAAUAGAGCAGUUACUACUGACAGUAAUUACUUCCGUCAACUUACGUGACGCUAAAACAAAAAUGCGCCACCUUAUCACGACUAGCACUAUUUGAUGGUAGAGGAUGUAUUUGCUACUACAACGCAAGGUUAUUCUUUCUGGGCCUCGAAGACCCAAGACUCAAUACACAGACGAAAUGCUAUGUACAAGCGACAGCUGACAGUAUUUCUUUGCAUCACAGAUCAUUCGUUUUAGGCGUCUUUAUGUUUGCUAAAGCAAAGGCUUCACAAUGAUCUGCGGAAAUGAAAGAAACAAAGCGUCCAAUAGUAAUGAAGAAAAAAAGUCAAAAGGACACGAGCUAUAGAGCCGUCUGCUAGGCAGACGCCUGUCAUGUUUGAUGGCGAGGCCCAAUGUUUUUAGCUUAAGGCAAGAGCAGUUCUUCGAGUCGAAUAAUCACAAUAUAUUAAUAAUGAUCAUUACUAUACUCGUGAUGAUGAUAGCGACGAUAAUGUUUGACGAACUAUACUGUACCAUUGUAAUAUAACAUUGUAUUCUGCCGUAUUGCACCCACGAUACCAACAACAACAAUAACAACAACAGAAUCAGGGCGCAACAAUAUAAUACUGAUGCUGAUGCAAACAACGAGGAUUGUAAUUGUAUUGUACCUGAAUUUAAUAGGGCUGUGGGAAAGGGCCCUGCACACCCUCUGAACGUGUACGUGGCACACGUACACACAAUUUCACGCACAUAUACAUAGCACUCCACGUAAAAACUAGCAAUCAGUUGUGCAAACAAAAGAACGUUUUCCUAAUGAGAUCGAACACAAUUCUAGUAUUUCUGAUUUGAGUUAUCCAUAUAAUAUAUAUAAAAUAAAAAAUAAUUGUUUAUCGCGUCUUUUCCGUUCACCGAAAUCUAAAGACACAACGAAACUGCAACACGCGAGCAUCUCAAACGGUACCUUGGUAUUACAGUUGGAAAAUAGCUAUUACGAGUGUAAAACAUUGUCAAAUUACAGUAUAAGAUGAUAACCAGCGAGCGAUAUCACUGAUAAUUCUGCGCUAAUCUGUUUUGUACUUACCGAAAUUUGUUGCAAGUGAACGUAGAAGAGAGGCGAACAAACGCACAAAUAGAAAUGGACACGUGACUCCUGUAAGAUGGGGGUCAGCAUAAGUGAAAAAUACCAUAAUAACAGGUAACGGCAACUAACAACAAACAUAGAAGUGUUUGUUCAGGUUAGCUGCUCUUCAGUAGAAGUGCUAACGUUUCCAAUUCAGUUAGACAACGAUUUCGUUCGUUUAUAGCGAAAAGAUCGACAUUGAACUCGCUGUUGCAAGAAUCUCCUGCACUAUGUCAUUUUUAUGCUUGUAUACUCGUACUAAUCUUACUACCAUUCAUAGCUGACUAUAAUUUACCGGCUUCCACACAAUGAUUGUUGACGUUCCGACGACACAACAAAUAACAGCGAAACUCGCAUCAUUAUUAUUAUUAUUAGCACGCGCGUGCAUGUGGUAUAAGCUAACGACAAGCUUGAUCGAGUCACUGAUCAAUCAACGAGGAUAUUGGAAAAUUCACAAUUUGUACAAGAUAGAGUGGAACAUUUGUAGCGAUCCGUAAUAUAAUUGACUGAUGAAUGAAUUACGUGACGGUAUGGUAUGAAGAGAGAUUACGGCCAUAGAAGCUGUAUAGGCAAAAGGCAGACGUUCGACGACCAAAUGCAUUCAUUCACCCGUAUCUCGUACAGCAGCUGCCUAUGCUGAUCGACGAAGAUCUACUAGACCACGUGCUACGAGCAGUACCCAGCGAACUUACAUGCCAGAUACGUUAAAUACAUAUAUAUAUAUAUAUAUAUAUAUAUA